ACGUUUUCUUCGGCUCGAGGUAAACUGUACAUCACCGGAAGUAGUUUUCUCCGUAGCGGAAGCGGCCGUGUGUUCUGUGAGGAGCGGAGAUCGGUGAGAGGACAUGGCGGAGGAGAUCAGAGACCCGGGCACAGUGACGUUUAAUGAUGUGGCCGUCUACUUCUCUCUGAGGGACUGGGAGCUGCUGGCCGACUGGCAGAAGAAGCUUUACCGCAACGUCAUGAAAGAGAUACAUGGAGCCCUCAAUGCAUUAGGGUAUGAGAUUGCUAAUCCUGGUAUUUUGGUGCGGAUCGAGCAGUCGGAUGAACCUUACUACGGGUCACAUGAUGACGUCUCGGAGCGCACUCAGAGGCCACAAUCACAGAAGUUAGAAGAAAACAUGGCCGACUGUGCCGAGUCCGUGUCUGAGCUUCCGCCCGUCAAACCUGACAUCUUACUGCGGGUGAAACUGGAGAAUGUGACCAAUGAGCAGAGCUACCGGACGUCCGCACCGCAGAUGGAGGAGGAGGAGGAGGAAGAGGAGGAGGAGGAGGAGGAAUCCAGCAGCGCAGUGUUUAACCCAGAGCUGGCUUUGUGGAUCAAGCAAGAGGAGGGAGUGAAAGCCGGGGAGCCCAGCUCUCCAUUGAAAGAGGACAGUGCGCUGCCAGCAGUGGAAGAUGUCAUCAGCCAUGGACAUCAUACCUCAGGUCUGGGAGAGACCAUAGAAAUGGGGCAGCCUUUGCCCGAGAUGCUGGUGGGGAACCUUUUACGCUAUUUCGAUGAUGAGAGGGAGAAACACGCCCGUCUUGUGUCGUUUCCUGGCCUGGCAAUUCAGCCGCAGCCCCUGGUGAUGGCUCCUGAGGAGGAGGGAUCUCAACUCUUUUCUAUCAACUGGGGUCUCCCAGGGAUGACUGACAGGUUUCCGGAGAGUCUGACCACCGGUCUGGAUGUGACCAACAAACAUCAUAAAUGUCCUUAUUGUGAGAAGAGCUUCCUGCGCAGCACUCAGCUGAGGGAGCAUGAGAGGACGCACACGGGAGAGCGACCCUACCAGUGCCUCAAGUGCCCCAAGAGCUUCAGCCGCAGCACCCAGCUGAAAGACCACCAGCGCACUCACACCGGAGAGAGACCCUUCCAGUGUACAGAGUGCGGCAAGACCUUCACCCACAGCUCCAACCUCAUCCAUCACCGGAGGACCCACACCGGCGAGAGACCACACAAGUGCAACAUGUGUCCUAAGAGCUUCAGCCAGAGUUCUGACCUCAACCGGCACCAGCGUACCCACAUGGCCGGAGACCGCCCGCACCAGUGCACGCGAUGCCACCGGACGUUCAUAUACAAGUCUCAGCUGCGAAUGCACAGCCGGGUCCAUGUGGUGGAGGACAUCCUGCAGGGGGUAGAGAGGGGGGCUGGAGCUGAGGACGUGACCUGGAACAACCCACCCCCAUGAGCCAUCACCAUGCCUGAGUUGUCCCUCACUUAGUGCUCUUGAAUGUUAUGAAUGUUUAAGUGCCCCCAUCACCACCACCACCCACCCUUAUGUAAGGGUCACAUGACAUCAUCAUAGCACAAUACUUAACAGUCAGAGGCACCAUACGUUCUGGCCAAGGUGUGAUGUGAAUACUGGGUGCAGCCUGAACCCCCACAGAUCAGCUAAAGGUUGUACGGUCCUAGAAGGCUCCAGUUUAUAGUUCAUAUAGGGGUAGGUAGCACCCUCUGCAGGCAGGUAUGGAUGAUGCAGCUGGAGAGAACCUUACCCCAUUAAUACCUGGAUAAUCCCUUAGUGCUCUUCACCCUCCAGACACUAAACAAUCAGUAUAAUUUGUUAUAGACUCCUUCAUCUCUACUGCCUGGGAUCGGUGAUGUCCCCCCUAUUACCACCGUGUUUGGCUUUGGCAGGGUUAAUACCGGAGCAGCAGAAUAAUAUCAACUACUUUACACCCACACAAAGAAAACGAAAUAAAACCCUUAAUAAGAUGAUGCUACCAAACCUAUAGUCCAACACUACAAAAAAUGCCAAAACUUCACUAAAUAUCCAAAAACCUGCUAAAUCUUUAUUAAUAACCACAUAAAUUACAAAUACAACAGGACCCUCCCAUUUAUAAACAACCCACCCUUAAAACACAAACACCCACAAAGAGGUGAGGGACAGCCGACCAAAACAAGUCCUAGCCCAAUAUACAGUGUCUUAAAGUCCAUAUGUAAUGAAAUCAUAAAAGACCUGGUCACAUGGUAUUACCUGAAGUAGCUCUGCUGGACUUUAGUCGGAUCGUCUGCUUCCCAUCACCCCCUCGCGCGUUUCAUGUCUUCCUCAGGAGAUGGGGGAACAAUAAUAUGCAGUGUCCUUUUAUAUCCCUGUACCACCAUCAGCGCAUGCGUCCAGUCCGAUUGCCACCUGUGACCCACUGCAUCCCUUCUAACAGGCAGCCAGUGCUCCACAGCUCCGCCGGAACCAAGAGCAUGCGCACUGGUAAGGGGAUAUUUUCAAUUAAAGCAGUGCGCAUGCGCACUGAAAUAUAAUAAAAGAUAUACCCAUGCAUGUGGACAAAAACAAUGUGAUCUCAAUAUAAAUAUAUACAAAAAUCCAUAAUCUGUGACCAUGAACCCAAUUAUGAUUAGAACAUAGAUAAAUGCAUAAUUACAAUACAAAAACAUUAUAGUAUUCAAUAUGUGUAAGAAGUGAUAAAUGAUAUAGAUAACCAAAAUAUGAAAUAUGUGUACUCACCCCCCCCCCCAAACACAAACAAGGGACCCCACUCUACCCUCACCUAGUGUAAUACCCCCUUAUACCAGAUCAAAAGCGUAGUUAAGGUGGUCAUACAGACCAAUGGUUAAUUUUAAUAAUGGUGGGUAAGGGUAUCCUCACUAUUCAUUGCCACCUGCCACUCGCUAGCUAUGGUAAGGAAGCCUGAGUGUACCUGCAAUAUGCCCUCAGGAAAUAUUACCUACACACUAUGAAAACUAAACACUUCUCAUUGCCCCAGAGGACACCACAAGUGUGGUGAAACAUGGGGGCAAAUU
Molecule: messenger RNA, 3000 nt
Organism: Hyla sarda
Lineage: Eukaryota; Metazoa; Chordata; Amphibia; Anura; Hylidae
Product: zinc finger protein 10-like
Exons: 6
Coding region: 104-1429 (441 amino acids)
Biological process (GO): negative regulation of transcription by RNA polymerase II
Molecular function (GO): DNA-binding transcription repressor activity, RNA polymerase II-specific
Source: RefSeq, a predicted model, not a curated record